ACGUCACUAGCGAUGACUCCCACUGGGUGACUGUGCACUGAUCCAGCCCCUGCUCCGCGGUCCAGCCUCUCAUAUCUGCGCUCCACCAACCUGGCCACUCUGAAUGUACCAGCAGCUAGCCCUCUCCCGCUAACGUGAACAUGCUAAGGCUAAGCUAGCUGUCAGCCCAGGUUCUGCUUCCCGUACUGCGCUAGCGGAUGCACCGGGUCGGACCGUGCUGCUGCUGCUGCUGCUGCUGCCGGCCCUCUUGACAUUCCCCCCUCCGCAUUCCUGGACGGAUUCGUGUCGACUGACCAGAGUCCGCGAAUUCGUGUCCAUUCCCGAUCGAAGCUCCCCCAUCCCCGCCAGUGCGAGAGAGAGCGGCGGAGCGACCGGGCGACAGUUGAAGAAGUGAAGGACCACACCCAAGGCAAGAUGUCCCUGCACCAGUUUCUGUUGGAACCCAUCACCUGUCAUGCAUGGAACCGGGACAGGACGCAAAUUGCCAUAAGUCCCAAUAAUCAUGAAGUUCAUAUCUACAAGAAAAGUGGAAACUCGUGGGUCAAGACUCAGGAGCUGAAGGAGCACAAUGGACACAUAACAGGCAUCGAUUGGGCUCCUAAAAGCGACCGCAUCGUGACAUGUGGCGCCGACCGUAAUGCUUAUGUGUGGUCGCAGAAGGAGGGCCUAUGGAAGCCCACACUGGUUAUUCUCAGGAUCAACCGCGCAGCCACCUUCGUGAAGUGGUCCCCCAUGGAGAACAAGUUUGCAGUGGGCAGCGGGGCACGCCUCAUCUCCGUCUGCUACUUUGAGUCAGAAAAUGACUGGUGGGUGAGUAAACACAUCAAAAAGCCCAUUCGCUCCACCAUUCUCAGCCUGGACUGGCACCCCAACAACGUCCUGCUGGCAGCCGGUUCCUGUGACUUCAAAUGCAGGGUGUUCUCGGCCUACAUAAAGGAGGUGGAGGAGAGGCCCGGCCCCACGCCCUGGGGUAGUAAGAUGCCGUUCGGGGCUAUGUUAGCAGAGUUCGGAGGAACUGGUGGAGGGGGCUGGGUCCACUCUGUCUCCUUCUCUGCUUCUGGAAACCGCCUGGCCUGGGUCAGCCACGACAGCACUGUCAAUGUGGUGGAGAGCUCCAAGACUGCCAGCCCUUCGCAGUUGAAGACAGAGUUCCUCCCUCUCCUCAACGUCAUCUUUGUGUCUGAGAACAGUAUAGUAGCUGCGGGUCACGACUGCUGCCCCAUGCUGUUCCGCGUGGACGACGGAGGCGCCCUCACGUUUGUGUCCAAGCUGGACCUGCCCAAGCAGAGCAUCCAGAGGAACAUCACAGCCAUGGAGCGCUUCAAGAACAUGGACAAGAGAGCCACCACCGAGGACCGCAACACUGCCCUGGACACACUACACCAGAACAGCAUCACCCAAGUGUCUAUCUACGAGGGAGACAAAAGGGAUUGUCGCAAGUUCUGCACCACAGGCAUCGAUGGAGCUAUGACUAUUUGGGACUUUAAAAGUCUAGAAGCAUCAAUCCAGGGUCUGCGCAUCAUGUGAAGAAGAGGAUGAAUGAAACACUAGACGCUGCACCUCCUCCUCCUCUCCUCUUCCCUGUAUCCCUCCCUCCAUCCCUCCCUCCCUCCAGCUAGUAAAACACACACACCACUAUUCAGAAUUCAAAAUGUCCGCUCAAGCACUGAACGCAACACCACGCACUCCUAGAACCUGCAAUAUUAGGCUUGUUUCAAUAGCAAAUUAGAAACACGAAAUAUUGAUUAUUAUUAAUAAAGAUUUUAUGCCUAAAAUAUAAUAUAAAAAUCUUCUAUAUUUUCAAUUUCAGUUUCCAAUAAAGUUUAAAUUUUCUCUCCAUUUUCCUGUUGAAAAAAAAUUCUACAAUGAGAUUAGGAGCAAAUAUUAAAGAUGUUUACUCAUGUAACUUUGCUGGUGCGUAAGCUGUCGUACUGGAGUGUUCCACAAGAUGGCAUUGCAUGUGUCUUUUGAAUAGAGCUCUCUUACUGUGAGCGGGCUUGCCUCUCUGCAGAUCUGACUCCACCUGCCUUAUUCCAUGGAAAGAGAUGGUUUAAUGCCAUACUGUGGAAAAUACCAGACCAAGCAAUAACAUCUCCAUGGAGACAAGCAUGUAGCGGACCCUCUACCAAAGUUACAUAGUGCACUUUAAAUACAAAAUUAUUUAUUGCGAAUAUUGAAUUGCGAUUAUUGAACAAUAAUUUGAUACAUUUUGUGGCAGGCCUAUCUACACACAUCACAUUAUCACAAUCACCCAACUGACGUGUGAAUUCACUUUUUGCUUUUGUUAUUUUAUAUUAAUAUUUUAAAUGAAGGCUAACCGAAAUGGGGUGGUCCUAUUAAAAUGUGAUGUGAUUUUUCUUUUUUUAAUAUCUGCUAACCUCCUGUACCAAAACACUAAAGGAGCGUUUUAAUCCCCCUAAAAAAAAAUCUCCCCCUCAAAAAGAAAAAAAAAAAAAACAACUCACCAUUCCACCCUCUGGACAAAACCACACGCCAACUUUGGGCAGGAAAAGUAAAUAUUAAAGUUGAAUUAUAAGAAUUGAUAUAGAAGUAUUCCGAGUUGGCGACGGGUUUUGAUCGUGGCGGUGCAGUGGGUAUGCAGCAGUCUGAAUGAUGGCGGAGUUGCUUGUAGGCUCCAAAGAUGCUACGCUAAAAAAAUGGAGGAUUUCUAUGUAACUGACCAUGAGGUAGACGUGAAUAAAGACAAAUACAUUUACAGUA
This is a messenger RNA of Periophthalmus magnuspinnatus, 2721 nucleotides long. It is a transcript of the gene arpc1a, whose product is annotated as actin related protein 2/3 complex, subunit 1A. The record is from RefSeq and is a predicted model, not a curated record. The transcript is spliced from 11 exons. The coding region runs from base 415 to 1527 and encodes 370 amino acids. Gene Ontology annotation, biological process: Arp2/3 complex-mediated actin nucleation. NCBI's taxonomy places the organism in Eukaryota, Metazoa, Chordata, Actinopteri, Gobiiformes, Gobiidae. Gene Ontology annotation, molecular function: actin filament binding. Gene Ontology annotation, cellular component: actin cytoskeleton; Arp2/3 protein complex.